AAAUCUUAAGUACCCAAAACUUGCAGCUUAUGUUACUAUCUUUGUUUUUCUUCUGCUGGCAUGUGAUCUAAAUAAACACAGAUAUAUACAAUAUUAAGAGAAAUGACCAGCUUGUGCAGCGCUCCUAUAGUGAUUCCAAUGUAAUUAGCCAUUUUUCCCACCCUUUUGCCCACCAGGGCACCACACGGAUCACGUGACUGCAAACUAUUAAUAAUGUGUUAAAAUACCUGCAUGAAAGCAGAGACAAGAUUAUUUGAAUAUCAGAGGGAGGAGCUAUCACGUAAUAGCUACACUUCCUGUUUUGUUUCACGUCAAGGUUGGUAGGAGGAGAAUGAGGGGGAGGGUUUAGUUGCGUCAUGCUGAAACGUUUUCCUGUUCACCCCCCGGUAGACAGUUGAGCACAUGGCUUUGGAUGAUAGCCCACUAGGAUAAAGGAUCUGGAUUUUACACAAUGAAUGUUUGCGUCUGCAUGAUCUUAUUUCCAUCAGAUGAAUAUCACAGGGAGAGCGGUAAAGAGCUGGAAAAUAAAGAGAGAGCUCAGUCUCACUUGCUAAAGGGUGAUGAAACCACAGAAGUCACAUUCAAAAUGAAGUAAUAUUGUGGAGGAUCAGCAGAGGUCAGGUGGCUGCUCCGACAUAAGAUAACAUUUGAAACAAGCUGGCUUUUUGACAACAGUCAACAUCAUUCUCUUCAUCAUGUCGUGGCUCACACACGUGUUGUCCUGCCUGUUUGGCAUUGGCUCCUGGGUGGCCAUUAAUGGGAUGUGGGUAGAGCUUCCUUUAAUAGUGCAUGAGAUUCCUGAGCGCUGGAACCUACCCUCUUACCUCACUAUAAUUAUCCAGAUGGCCAACAUUGGCCCUCUCUUCAUUACACUCAUGCAUGGCUUCAGGCCUGGUGUGCUAGACGAGCGGCCCGUUAUCUACACCAUUGUGUCGGUCGGUGUGGUGGCCACCUUCCUAAUGGCUUUCCUCUGGAAGCACACGCUUACUUUUGGGAAUGGUGAGCACAGUGCUGCCUUACUGUGUCUCAGCUUUCUGUUGUCUGUCGUGGACUGCACCUCAUCAGUCACCUUUUUGCCAUUCAUGAUGCGUUUACAACCUAAAUACCUCACCACUUACUUUAUCGGAGAAGGUCUCAGUGGUCUUGUCCCAGCGCUAGUGGCUCUUUCCCAAGGUGUGGGGGUGGUCCACUGUAAGAAUGCUACUACUAAUGCCACUUCUAGUAUUGGGAACUCAUCCUGGGGUGCUGAUGGAGAAUUACAGGCACAAUAUCAGCCUGCCAACUUUUCUGCACAGGUUUUUUUCCUGUUCCUCAGUGCUAUGAUGAUGGUGUCCCUGGGUGCUUUCCUUUUACUCAACCACCAUCCAGCUGUACCACGGGAACACAAGGGCAAAGAUUACAUCGAUGAUUCUCAAAAGGCAGAGAAGAUUGAUAUGAGCCAAUCCUUGAAGGACGAAACUCCAGAACAGAGGCCUAUGCUGGAUUCCUCUGAAAGCCACGUGAAAAACCAGCACAGCAAAAUUGGGAAAAGGACGUACAGCAGAAUAGAGCUGGUCUUCAUUUUUGUGGUUUUGGCCUGGGUCAAUGCGCUGACCAAUGCUGUCUUACCCUCAGUUCAGUCUUACUCUUGUUUGCCCUAUGGAAAUCAGGCCUAUCACCUUGCGGCCACCUUGUCCGCAGUAGCCAAUCCAGUGGCCUGCUUCAUUGCCAUGUUUGUACCAGUCAGGUCUCUGGUGCUCAUGGGGGUUUUAACAGUGACUGGCACAGGAUUUGGGGCAUAUAUAAUGGCUGUGGCAGCACUUAGCCCUUGCCCUCUACUGAUCCAUCAUGACCUGGGAGCAGCACUCAUUGUCAUAACCUGGGUGGCAUUUGUUCUUACCUUGUCCUACGUGAAGGUCAUUAUUGGGGUGAUCCUGCGAGAUGAAGGCCACAGCGCCCUUGUGUGGUGUGGAGCUGUAGUGCAGCUUGGCUCUAUGUUAGGGGCUCUGUCAAUGUUUCCUUUGGUCAGUGUUUAUGGGCUUUUUAAGUCGGGAGAUCCAUGUAACACCAAAUGCCCUAAAUAAAGGCAAUCAUUAUUUUGAUGGAUUCAGGGUAAAACAAAGAAGAAAAGGGCCGCACUUUGCAUAUAAAACGUAUAUUUAUUGCACAUACGCGUUUCGGUUCCUCAGUGUGCUUCUGGAGGAAGAGGAGGAAGGCGCAAGGCUAAAACGCGUCUGUGCAACAAAUAUACGUUUUAUAUGCAAAGUGCAUCCCUUUUCUUCUUCUUUGAAAUUACUUAUACGUCUGGUCAAGCACUCUUAUAAUAUAUAUAUAAGAAAUUGAGUGAAGCCUGCUCCCACGACACAAUUGUUUCAGGGUAAAACAGUAAUACACAAGAAAUAUGUUAGUAUAAUAAAAAACACAUUAGACUGUUACACAGAUGGAUGAUCAUUUCCAUUAAAAGUGAAGUGGGUCAUUUCUGUGCUAUUAGAGGAAUCAAACAUUUUACACUACCCCAAAUAUCAUAUCUGCCCACUGACUGACAACCACUCAUAACAUUAAUUGAAAGAUUUUAAUUCUCAGCAACAUUUCUCAAAAUUGGUGCUGCUAGUGUUGCUGUUGAAAUUACAUACUCUGGCUUUAAACAUGCUGUUAUUUAUUUUAUACAGCUCCAAUCACAGUUACUGAAUUGUUAUAAAAGACAAGAAAAUGAUUUUGCCUUUUGUCAUGUUGCUUGUUUAUUUACAUUACAGUUACAGUAAACUGUUACAGUUGGCAUUAAUGACCCCUACAGUUACAGUGUAACUGCUAUAAAUUA
Messenger RNA from Misgurnus anguillicaudatus (oriental weatherfish), 2797 nucleotides. RefSeq names its product solute carrier family 52 member 3-2b (gene slc52a3-2b). Gene Ontology annotation, cellular component: plasma membrane. NCBI's taxonomy places the organism in Eukaryota, Metazoa, Chordata, Actinopteri, Cypriniformes, Cobitidae. Gene Ontology annotation, molecular function: riboflavin transmembrane transporter activity. The record is from RefSeq and is a predicted model, not a curated record. Gene Ontology annotation, biological process: riboflavin transport.